GGUAUGACCUCAUCGCCGGCGCAUUCCCGGCGGCGCGCGGAGCGGCGCGGAGCAGCGCGGAGCGGCCCCCCUCCCCCUUCCCCGCACCGCGGCAUGCGGGCCCUUCGGCCAGCGGACAGCCCGCGGAGCGGUGCGGGACCCCGCGCCCGCCGCGCCGGGUUCAGCACAAUGAGUUGGCAUCCUGGAUGUUAGUGUGAGGAGAUCAGGACGGGCGCUGCCGUGCUCACCCCUUACCCACUACUUAUUCCCCUUGGGGAGACGGGUGCUGGCAUCCCUGCCCUGCCCUUCUGCCCCUUGCCCCACACUUGCCAUAGAGGGGACAGGCCCGUUAUGGCUGGGGACAGGCUCCCACGCAAGGUGAUGGACCCAAAGAAACUGGCCAGCCUCCUGAGGAACGGAGCAGAGGGCACCCUGGUCAUCGACAGCCGCUCCUUCGUGGAGUACAACUCCUGGCACGUCCUCAGCUCUGUCAACAUCUGCUGCUCCAAGCUUGUCAAGAGGAGGCUCCAGCAGGACAAGGUCUCCAUCACGGAGCUCAUCCAGCCCGCCUCCAAAAUGAAGGUGGAGGCAGAGGAGCACCAGGACGUGGUGGUCUACGACCAGAGCACACGGGACGUGACCGGCUUGGCUGCCGACAGCUUCCUCUCCAUCCUCCUGGGCAAACUGGACAGCUGUUUCCACAGUGUUUCCAUCCUCACAGGAGGCUUUGCCACCUUCUCGUCCUGCUUCCCAGGGCUCUGUGAGGGGAAGCCAGCUGCCAUCCUGCCGAUGAGCAUCUCCCAGCCAUGCUUGCCCGUGGCCAAUGUCGGCCCCACACGCAUCCUGCCACAUCUCUACCUGGGCUCUCAGAAAGACGUCCUAAACAAGGACUUGAUGACACAGAAUGGGAUAAGCUAUGUCCUCAAUGCGAGCAACUCCUGUCCCAAGCCAGACUUCAUCUGUGAUAGUCACUUCAUGCGCAUUCCUGUCAACGACAACUACUGUGAGAAGCUGCUUCCCUGGCUGGACAAGUCCAUUGAAUUCAUUGACAAGGCCAAGGUGUCCAGCUGCCAGGUGAUUGUGCACUGCUUGGCUGGGAUCUCCCGGUCAGCGACCAUUGCCAUUGCCUACAUCAUGAAGACCAUGGGUAUGUCGUCAGAUGAUGCUUACAGGUUCGUUAAGGACCGUCGCCCAUCCAUCUCGCCCAACUUCAACUUCCUGGGCCAGCUCCUGGAGUACGAGAGGAGCUUGAAGCUCCUCAAGGCCCUGAAGUCGAAGGGUGACCGGGGCGAGGGGGACGCCCAGCAGGACCUGGCAGAGGCGGCUGAGGGCAGCUGGCACCCCCAACCACCUACCUCAGAGAAGGCCGAGGAGGUGCCAAGAGGCACCAGCUCGGCAUCCUCCCACGGUGACCCUGAGCGGCAAGGUGGGACCCCGAAAGUCCUGUCACCCACCACCCUGCAGCAGGGGCUCAACGGCUUGCACCUCUCCUCCGAGCGCAUCCAGGACACCAACCGCCUGAAACGCUCCUUCUCCCUGGACAUCAAGUCCGCCUACUCCCCUGGUCUGCGGCAGGACCCCCCUGGACCCCCUGGCCCCGGGGACGCCCCCAAACUCUGCAAGCUAGACAGCCCCUCAGGCCCUGGCAGCCUUGGCCCCUUCUCCCCAGGGUCGGACAGCCCCGACCGGCCGAGCGGGCCCGACCUCCUGCUGGAGGCCAAGGUGAGGCAGCGGCGGAAGCACCGGCAUCCGGCAGGCUCACCGGCCCACGGGCUCAGCCUCAACGUUGGCAGUGCCUGCGCCACACGCAAGAGUCCCGGUGCUGAGGACGGGCUGCCACCACGGCUCGGCCAGCCGACCUCCGCUCCUGGAGCCGCCGCCGCCACCUGGAGUGGUGUGCACCUGGAGUCCCCCAGCACCCCCUCCAGCGAGGCCGGCUGGUACUUCAGCACAGACUCUAGCAGCACCGGUGGUAGUGGCGGGAACCUGUUUGCCAGCACCGGCCCGUAUCCACCGCCAUUCGGCUGCGGCGGGGUGGCGGGCAGCUGUGAGAUCAGACUGAGGGACAAGGCGCGGGCCGAGCCACGGGAUGGGCGGCACAGCUGGCAUGAGGAGGCUGGUGCUGAGAAGCAGUUCAAGCGGAGGAGCUGCCAGAUGGAGUUCGAGGAGACCAUGUCUGAGGGCAGGGCCCGGGAAGAGCUGGGCAAAAUCGGCAAACAGUCCAGCUUUUCGGGCAGCAUGGAGAUCAUUGAGGUGUCCUGACACCCCCCUGGGGUGCCUGGAGAGCAGGAUCGGGGACAGGGCGGGGGGAUAUUUAAG
Messenger RNA from Phalacrocorax carbo (great cormorant), 2298 nucleotides. The record is from RefSeq and is a predicted model, not a curated record. Lineage: Eukaryota; Metazoa; Chordata; Aves; Suliformes; Phalacrocoracidae.